This is a messenger RNA of Eremothecium cymbalariae DBVPG#7215, 822 nucleotides long. Its product is annotated as carboxymethylenebutenolidase. Gene Ontology annotation, molecular function: hydrolase activity. Bases 1 to 822 code for a protein of 273 amino acids. NCBI's taxonomy places the organism in Eukaryota, Fungi, Ascomycota, Saccharomycetes, Saccharomycetales, Saccharomycetaceae. The record is from RefSeq and is a predicted model, not a curated record. The transcript has a single exon.
AUGCUAAUUACUGAGACAUUUGAAGACGUUGACACGAGUUAUGGCACCAAAUUGCGUGUUCACAUCAUCACACCUAAGAUCCAUGGUUAUCCAAAGGCUAAGUUUCCUGGUGUUAUAGUAUACAGUGAAAUUUACCAAGUUACAGGACCUGUUCGUAGGUUUGGACAACAGAUUGCAUCUAACGGUUAUGUGGUAGUCCUUCCAUCUGUUUAUCACAAUUUCGUCGGCCCAGAACCAUUGGCGUACGAUGCUGAGGGUACUGAUAUCGGUAACGAAUACAAGAUAAAGAAACCUUUAGAGUCCUACGAUGAAGACAACAAAAUUUGUUGCGAUUUGCUGUACAGACUACCUCAGUUCAAUGGGAAGGGAAUUGGUGCAACGGGGAUGUGUCUUGGAGGCCACUUGGCGUUCAGAUCGUUACUAGACAGACGGGUUAGUUGUGCAACAUGCUUUUUUCCCACUGACAUUCACAGUCGUACAUUAGGUUUAAACAAGAACGAUGACUCUCUCGAGCGGAUAUGCAAGGAAGUUUCUGCAUCCCAAGAGCUAGUUUUGAUCUUUGGCACCUGGGACACUCAUGUGCCUCCUGAAGGUCGUGAUCUUAUUCGCGCCAAACUUAGGGAACACGACGUCGCCACAACAUUUAUGGAAUUGCAUGCAGCUCAACAUGCGUUCAUUAGAGAUGAAUUCUCAAAGGGUAGAUUCGACUCAGCUAUCACGACAAGUUGUCUAGGAUUUAUGUUCGAGCAAUUCAACAGGAAACUUCAACAGGAUUUGGGGCCACAUGACUGUGAAGGGGAGAGUAUCGAGCAUUUUUGUUGA